AAAAAUAAGAUUUUAGAAAAAAAAAAAAUAGUUAAUUUGCGCUAUUUCUACCAUAAUCUGCUCUAAAAACCAACAAAACAAGUCAAGGUUAACCCUUCCAGAGCGUGGCGCUUAAAGUUGAAGUGGUGCAAAGCGCAAAUGUAUAGAUAAAUUCCGAUAGCAAGCAGAAUAAAGCAUCAGCUGCAUUGUGUGUGCGUUUUUUUGUUGUAGUUUAUUUGGCAUAUAUUCGGGUGGCCUACGUGAUUAAAAUACACAUGAAAAGAGGGCUAAGAGUGAAAUGGGGCAGGGCACAGUUGGCUAACAAGAGCCGCGGCCGUAUUUUUGCAAAAUAAUUGAUAGCGUUCGUCGGAAACAGCUGAAAUCGCCAAUAAUCUGAGACGCAGCCCCGUUUCAGUGUGUGGGUGUGUGUUUCUCUGUGUUUUUGCUUCUCCGCGCGUGUUUGUUUGAGUGUGUGUGUGUCGGGGGGCGAAGGUACAAACACACCCACCCAACAAAGAACAGCCGCACUACCAGACCACUCUCAAGGUUAAAAUCGGUCGUCGGCGCCCUUUGCUGCUGCCGCAAUGCUGUGAUGAUGAGCAGGGGACGAGCCAAGGACACAGGGAACAGGAACCGCAAUCGCGACCGCGACAUGGAGACGCCUCGCUGCUCCAUCUGCGGCACCACCCAGCAGCUGUUGCGUUGCGCCAAGUGCAAGGCCAUCUACUACUGCUCGCCGGCUCACCAGCACAUGGACUGGCCCAAUCAUCGGCAGGACUGCCGCUUGUUGGCCCGCCAGAAGAACAACAACAACAAGAUGCAGCAGAUGCAACAGCUGCAGCAGGCCGUGGCAGCCACCACACUGGAGGGCAGCGGCGCUGGCGCCAAUUGCUCCACGGCCCAGAUGAUGACGCCGGCCCAUCAGGCCCAGAGCUGGCCGGCAGAGGUGGACAAUCUGUUGAAUCUCCUCGGGCAACCGGGACAGGGGGGUACACAGCCAUCAGGGGAUGGCAGCCAGCGGCAGAGUCAUCACCACCACCACAACCACAGUGGGGAGAAGAGCUCCAGCUAUCAGAUCGGACUGGCAGACGCCAGCUUCAUGGGAUCGGGCAGCGAACGACGCUAUGAGGAUUUGUGCCGGAACAUCAUCAACGACAUGAACCAGUAUGGCCUGUCCGUGGUAGAUGACUUCCUGGGAAUGGAGACGGGCCUGAAGAUCCUCAACGAAGUGCGGAGCAUGUACAAUGCGGGCGCUUUCCACGACGGACAGCUGGUGGACAACCAGAAGCCCGAUGCUCCAUCCUCGGCGGUGCGAGGUGACAAGAUUCGAGGAGACAAGAUCAAGUGGGUCGGCGGCAAUGAGCCUGGUUGCAGCAACGUUUGGUAUCUCACCAAUCAGAUUGAUUCUGUGGUAUAUCGCGUGAAUACAAUGAAGGACAAUGGCAUCCUGGGCAACUAUCACAUCAGGGAGCGCACGAGGGCAAUGGUUGCCUGCUAUCCCGGAUCGGGUACACACUACGUCAUGCAUGUAGAUAAUCCCAACAAGGACGGUCGCGUUAUUACAGCCAUAUACUACCUGAAUAUCAACUGGGAUGCGAGAGAAAGUGGUGGAAUAUUGCGGAUUCGACCCACGCCUGGGACCACUGUGGCGGACAUUGAGCCAAAGUUCGAUCGGCUGAUCUUCUUCUGGUCGGACAUAAGGAAUCCCCACGAAGUGCAGCCAGCCCAUCGUACCCGCUAUGCCAUCACCGUCUGGUACUUUGAUGCCAAGGAGCGAGAGGAAGCGCUCAAUCGGGCCAAACUGGAGAACAGCAGGACAAAUAAUGCCAUCAUCAGCAGUACGUCCCAGGGACAUGCACAGUCUCAAGCACAGCAGGCCGAACCCGAUUCCACAACUACACUACCGCCACCCGCCACAGUAGCCACAGCGACAGGAGCAUCCUCACCCACAUUGUCCGCACCUGCAGCCGUAUUGCCCGCCAGCAUGUCCACGGGGACGGGGGCAUUGAAUGCGAAUGUUCCCAGCAACUCCUGCGCAGCCAGUAGCGAGAUAUGCACGUAACACAGCUCUAUAAUCGUGGCGGAAUCGGAAGAAAGAAAGGGCAACCAAAAAGUGUAAAUUAUUUCCAAAACACUCUGUAAAAAGUUAGUUAAAAACUAUUUAUGUACACAAGUCUAGAAGCGGGUCAGGCUCAGGCCCAAUCGAGUCAAGACCAGUUUGUAAACGUGAAUCAAAGCUCCUUUAGUCGUUAAGCCUUCUAGUUGUAGCCUCUAAGUCGUACGUUUAGUUAGUCUCACACAUUAACCCCUAGCUAACUGCUUUUUCAGUGAUCGAGUCGAUUGUUUUAGCAUCUUUUUAAUUCGUUACAAACUUUCGCAAUUGCGAAAUUGGGUUCAUUUCAUUGUUUUCUUGCUGCCAAAGUAUUAUAUCUAAAGAGCAGUGCAUCAACAAUAACAACAAUCGCCGUGCUCAUUCUAUCCUAUCUCAAAAUUGUGCCAGUAGAUUGUAUGAAAUGUGAUUUCUUCUGGCAUCCCACACCCCACUCACUCAAUCUGUCGACUCUCAUGCAUCUAGUACUCGUAGUUAGAAAUCUUUUUCAUAUCGUUAGGCGACAACAAAAUCUGUUCUCUUGUUAAAUUCUAGAAGAUUAAUUAUCCAUAUUUAUGGCAUAUCUACAUACACUUGUAUGUAUGUACAUAUAUGUAUGUAUAUUUUUCUAUUAAAUGAAAGCCUGAGCAAAUGCAA
Molecule: messenger RNA, 2725 nt
Organism: Drosophila guanche
Lineage: Eukaryota; Metazoa; Arthropoda; Insecta; Diptera; Drosophilidae
Gene: Hph
Product: egl nine homolog 1
Exons: 5
Coding region: 572-2041 (489 amino acids)
Biological process (GO): peptidyl-proline hydroxylation to 4-hydroxy-L-proline; cellular response to hypoxia
Cellular component (GO): cytoplasm; nucleus
Molecular function (GO): peptidyl-proline 4-dioxygenase activity; ferrous iron binding; L-ascorbic acid binding
Source: RefSeq, a predicted model, not a curated record